AUGGACUGGCUUAGAAUUCAUUGGAUAAAUGUUAUCUCACUGACGGAACCAACUAUCGGUAAUUCAAAUUUGACACAAUCUGAUCUUGAUCGACUACUUGAUUUAGACGACACCUAUCGAACAGAUUAUACCUACGUUACGUCCAAAAGCUACCGACUCGAUGGUUCAGAUGAUUAUGAAACUCCUCGCAUGUCGAGAUUGCCUUUGAAUUAUUAUAGACGUAAGUGGGCAUUUGAAAAAGCACGGAAAGUUGGUUUACUCUACUACAUAUGCUUUUGUACGUGUGACUUUGUGAGUGAGCUGAUUCCAAAACCGCUAGCAAUGAUUUUGGAUAUUAUCAUGGGUAUUUUACGUUUCAUUAUUCGUUGUUUGUGGUAUGUCAUCAAUGGAAUAUUUCCAAAUCCGGAACAGUCCACAGUUAUACAGGAAAUGCAGUUAGAACCAGCAUCUUAUCUUGAAGAAAACAGAUACAAUGUCAAGUAUGAGAAGCCAUUAAGGCAAGAAAAUGAAUUUCAACCAUCCCGAACACCAAGCCCAGAGACAAUAAGGAAUAGUCAAGCGAGAUCAUCUGAUUCCUUGGCUAAUAAGCUGGGACGGUCAUUUGCCAACAUGAUAACACUUGGUUAUUUUUCCAAUGAUGACGUCCAAGGGAAAGUUAUGCCAAAACGGAAGAAUUUGGAUCACAGUGAUGAUUAUGAUGGAGAUAAAUGGCAUGAGCGUUUUUCGUUCAAUCCAAUACACGAUAUAACUCGUAAUGUGCGGCGACGUGUAAGAACUAGCAAUUAUGAAUACUCGGAAGAUCGUGGAUCAGAAAUUAACAAUCACUCAGUUCAUACUGAAAAACUAACCAAAGGAUUAGCGGAAUCACUCUUCUUCAAAUCAUUUUACCUUACUUUUAUAACAGUAUUGUCGCCACUGAAAACUUUCGAAUAUAUCAUUGAAAAAAUUGCAUGGAUUUUGCCGGGUUUUAGUCAUUCAACCUAUGAUUUGCGCAGUCGUACCGUGUACAAGAAUCUACCAGGUGAAAAAACAUCAUAUACUGAUGGUUUUGCGAACUUCUUGUCUGAAAUUGCCACAUCGUGUUCUCUUAAUAUUUUCUCUCUGAUAAAAAAAUUACUGUUCCUACCGUUCAUCAUAUUCUCCUACAUUAGUGAUGGAUUUCUUGGUUCAAAUCGAUCGAAGCGAUUGCAGCAGCAAGCUGUGGGGACGUCAGAACGGCAUCAUUUAAUCUUUCAAAUCUUUGAUUUUCUGAUCGAUCUUUUGUUUUCAUGCAUCUCUGGUUUCAUUUAUUUCCUCGUCUCCCUACUAUCAGUGCCAUUUUCUAUCGCCGAGAAUAUUCGAGAGCGCGCAGCUUAUGCGUUGGAUUAUAUGUUUGGGUCGAAAGCCGCAAUGUUGGUAGGUUAUGAAGAAAUAAGACCGGUUAAAAGAAAAGGAUUUGCCACUAACCUCAAAUCUCCUGCUGCUGCCAACCAACAAAAAAUGAUUCAUGCAGUAGCUCAUAGUAAAAGCCAACUUUUUCCAACUCGGAGUUCCGUAAAGCGCUCUUCGGCAUUCUGGAAAUGGUUGUUACCUUUGGUAAUCUUGCUGUUACUGCUCAUUAUGUUUUAUAAACGGCGUGAUAGCCGAGAUAAUCUACAUGUAACGGAGUCGUUUGAUGAAGUCCAACAAAAUAAUUUUGGUGGAUGGAAGAAAAAUAUAGGAAAUGGUCUAAGUUCUAUGCUCAGAAAUGCUUUAUAUUUGCUAUCUGCUGUAUUCCGCUUCUUAUAUGACCGCAUAUUAUAUUCUACAAAGUGGCAUGGCGCAAUGAUGCAUCCUCGAGAAGUACCAAAAUAUGUUUACAUGGCUGGUCAGUCAGUGGGUACGAAAGCAGUGACUGUUAUCUACAGCUAUAAUUUCUUAUACAGAAUUAUACAGCCUUAGGAGUUGGCAGUCAUUCAUUUCUUCGAAAGUUUUAGCGUAUUAAGUUCCAGAGUGUAUGGCAUUAUCCAGCAAGUGUCCGCUAUUUCGGAAUGGAUUCGAAAUUGCUUUUCUUUGUAUUUUGUACAUUUCUUUAGGAAAACUUCUACUGAAUUUUCUGAUUCCUCACUUACUCCUGCUUAUAAAGGAAUUCUUGAAGCUAGGAAGACAAAUUUGAUUAGUUCAAACGGUUUCAACCAGCAACAAGCUGAAUGGACUUUGGAACAUUUAAAAUAUGAAAAGGACUUGUUGGAAUCGGAAGUGUUACAAUUGCGUCGUGAACGAGAACUACAAGAAGAUCGCUACAAAGAUAUACAUAAAGCAUUACGAAUAGUUGAGAAAAGUGCCCCGAUGUCCACAGAUAAGCGGUUAAAAGAACCAUCAUUAAUCAGCGAUGAAUUAUUGCAGUACAAAAAUGAUGAAAAUUUUUUAAAUUACUUGGUUAACUUGAGAAAAUCAGAUGAUGAGGAAUUGAGAAAGCGUUUACUUGUCAUUGAGAGGCGUUUGGUGGAACGAUUGGACAUUCUGUCAGGAAAAAUCGAGAGUGAAAUUGCACAGAAGAAUAUUCCCACUUCUGAACAAUGCGAUGUGGGACGGUCAGCUUUGUCCAACGAACUAUCGGAGCUUUCAUCUGCAGUUAGAAAUUUGCGCAUUCAGUUUGACCAACUUCGUCAAAAAAAAGAAGCCAAAAUUGCACAACUCGCUCAUUCAAUAAUGAUUCGUGAUAUAAAACGGAGCAAUGAUUUGAGCACACUGAAAACUGAACUAAAUAAGAAGAUGAAAGAUGAUCUUGAUAAGGAACUUUCACUCAGUUUAACUCGUUUCGAAAAAGCAUCGCAUGAGGAACGAGAAGCAUUUCGUUUAGAAAUUAUGAAAGCAGUGGAGAAUCGAGUCAUUACUCUCUUCGCAAGUUACAUAGCUGAAAAAAGUGGCGCCGUUUCCGAAAAUAAAUUGAGUUCUAUUCUCCAACUGUCGGAUUCCGAUUUUACGGUUAUAAAAAAGAUGAUAACUGAUGCUUUGGAUACGUAUGAUGCAGAUAAGACGGGCAAAGUAGAUUAUGCACUAGAAAGUUCAGGGGCAUCUGUUGUAAGUACACGCUGUACGGAGCCAUACAAGGAGAAUUCACGACUGGAAUCAAUUUUUGGAAUUCCACUCUGGUACUCUUCAUAUUCACCGAGAGCCGUAAUUCAGCAUCGCCCUUUGGCAGCUGGUGAAUGCUGGGCUUUUCGCGGUAAAGGAUAUCUAACGAUAAAGUUGUCCCAUCCAAUUUAUAUCGCAGAAGUUAGCUACGAACAUUUGCAUUCAACAUUGCAUCCAGAUGGAGUAUUGAAAAGCGCACCCAAACUUUUUCAAGUUUAUUCUUACCAAGCAGUUGAUGAUCUCAAAUCAAAAUCCUUAAUUGGACAAUAUGAAUAUGAUAUUAAGGGUAGAGCACUGCAGACAUUUCAUGCACAGAACGAGUCUAACAUGCCGGUAGCAAUAAUCGAAUUGGUGGUGCAAUCGAAUUGGGGUUCAGACUACACAUGCUUGUAUCGUUUUCGUGUGCAUGGACAAAAGGCGUAA
Messenger RNA from Cercopithifilaria johnstoni, 3519 nucleotides. The record is from the annotation of a GenBank genome assembly. NCBI's taxonomy places the organism in Eukaryota, Metazoa, Nematoda, Chromadorea, Rhabditida, Onchocercidae.